This is a messenger RNA of Anolis sagrei ordinatus, 3339 nucleotides long. It is a transcript of the gene DLX2, whose product is annotated as distal-less homeobox 2. The record is from RefSeq and is a predicted model, not a curated record. Gene Ontology annotation, biological process: negative regulation of transcription by RNA polymerase II; cell differentiation; embryo development. Gene Ontology annotation, molecular function: DNA-binding transcription factor activity, RNA polymerase II-specific; RNA polymerase II cis-regulatory region sequence-specific DNA binding. Lineage: Eukaryota; Metazoa; Chordata; Lepidosauria; Squamata; Anolidae.
GAGAGAGAGAGAUCAGGAGAGGGAGAAAAGGAGGGAAGAGAGCCAAGCGGGGCUCCCGAGACUUUUGCUAACUGGGCACUGGGUGGCUGGGGGAUCGGGCAGGCAGAGCCAGAGGGAGCCGAACAAAAAAGCCUCCAGACGAUGGAGACCUCCCGGCCUCUGGCUCUAGCCGCCAGCGCUCCUCUCUUCGCCGGGACAGCAGCUGCACCGAGGGCAGCCCAGUAAAGAAAGCUCUUCCUCUGAACUUGGAGAAAAAGGAAAGAGGGUACACUUUUCCCUCCCCUUUUUGCAUCCAAAAACAACCUCAAAAGGAGCGAAGGAGGGAGGGAAGGAAGGAGAGGGAUCCUCAGGAUGACCGGCGUCUUCGACAGCCUGGCCUCCGACAUGCACGCCAACCAGAUGGCCUCCAGCAGCUACCACCAGCACCACCCGCACGGCCUGCACAAGCCCCAGGAGUCGCCCACGCUGCCCGUGUCCACGGCCACCGAUAGCAGCUACUACACCAACCAGCAGCAACAGCAACAACAACACGGAGGAGGUGGGAGCAGCGGGUCCCCUUACCCCCCGAUGGGCUCCUACCAGUACCACCCCAACACGGGGCCCUUCUCUGCCAAAGCCGGCAGCUACGACCUGGGCUACUCCGCCGCUGCUUACAGCCCCUACGCAGCCUAUGGGGCCAGGGCAUCGCCGGCCAGCAAUGAGCCCGGCGAGAAAGAGGAGGGGGAGCCCGAGGUCCGCAUGGUCAACGGGAAGCCGAAGAAGGUGAGGAAGCCGCGCACCAUCUACUCCAGCUUCCAGCUGGCCGCCUUGCAGCGCCGCUUCCAGAAGACCCAGUACCUGGCCCUGCCCGAAAGGGCCGAGCUGGCCGCCUCCUUGGGACUCACCCAGACCCAGGUGAAGAUCUGGUUCCAGAACCGCAGGUCCAAGUUCAAGAAGAUGUGGAAAAGCGGCGAGCUGCCGGCAGAGCAGCACCCGGGCGCCUCCGAGGGCUCCCCUCCGCCCUGCUCCUCUUCUCCUUCGCCCUUGGCCUGGGACUUCGCGCCUCAUCCACAACGGGUCGUUAAUGGCGGCAGCGGAGGAGGAGGAGGAAGCAGCAGUAAUGGCGGCAGCGCGGGGUCCAGCCCUGGCGCCCCCACUACCACAGCCGCAGUAGCAGCAGCAGCCGCAGCGGCUUUCUUGGGCAACUACUCGUGGUACCACCAGGCCUCCCACUUGCAAGGAGCCUCCACCAUCCUGCCUCCUCCUCAGCAAGGCCAGCCUCACCAGCACCACCCUCAUCACCUCCAUCACCACCACCACCAUCAUCACCACAGCGCAGGGACGAUCUUCUAACUCCCUAAGAUGGCGGAGAAGAGAAUGACACACACACACACAGAGAGACACAGACAAAGAAGCCCAUUGGGGGGCUUUUGCUGAGGGACCAAAUUCUUGUCACUCUGGAAGAACUCAACUCCAUCUUGACAGGAGCGACCUAGGGUCGUUCCCUCACGAUUUGGGCCCUCAUGAGGGUCUCCCAACUGCAAACACAGGCUGGAUUUACACAGCCAUAUUGAACUGCUGUUAUAUGCUCAGUGUAGAGCAGGCCUAGGCAAACUUGGGCCUUCCAGGUGUUUUGGACUACAACUCCCACCAUUCCUAAUAGCCUCAGCCAGGCCCUUUCCUUUUCCGCUUAAGUGGCUGAGGGGGAAAAGGAAGGGGCCUGAGGCUAUUAGGAAUGGUGGGAGUUGGAGUCCAAAACACCUGGAAGGCAGAAGUUUGCCCAUGCCUGGUGUAGAGCCAUAUACGCAAUUCAUAUUGCAUUAUAAGAGUCUACACUGAGGAUUUAAUACACUUCAAAUUGCAUUAUAUGGCAGUGUAGAUCAAGGCCACUUUCUAGACUCCCAUAUAAUCCUGGUUGUCAAAGCAGAUGAUCCACAUUAUCUACUUUGAACUGGAGGAUAUGGGUCUACACUGCCAUAUAAUCCAGUUCAAAGCAGAUAAUCUGGAUUUUAUAUGGUAGUGUGGAAGGGGGACUUAGUCACAGUUUCAAAUCAGGGUACCAUAGUGUAUUGCAGUGGUUCUCAACCUGUGGUUUCCCAGGUGUUUUGGCCUACAACUCCCAGAAAUUCCAGUCAGUUUACCAGCUGUUAGGAUUUCUGGGAGUUGAAGGCCAAAACAUCUGGAGACCCACAGGUUGAGAACCACUGGUGUACUGAUUUGAGUAUUAAUUAGACUAUGGGUGCAUCUAGAUUGAAGUUUUGACCUCACUCAAUGUUAUGGCACCCUGAGAGUUGUAGUUUGGUAAGGCCCCAGCACACUCUGGAAGGGAAGGUUUGUAAAAGUCCCCAGACUCCAUAAAUAUUGAGCCAUGGCAGUUAACAGUGGAGUCAAGCUGCACUCAUUCUACAAUAUAUCUGCCCCUUCCUCCCCCAGUUAUUGAAUUAGAUUUGUUUUGAUAUUUUCCCCAGCAUCUGAGAACAUUUCCAGGUUAGAUCUAUGUCCAAACACUUUCUCUAGGAAUUGCCUCACAAUGCAAGUGGGGUUUUGGAGCAUCUUUGGUAGACCAAGCUGCUACCACAUCCCUUUGCAUGUUAAUAUUUCAAUCUUAACAUAGGUAUGUCUUUGAAUUCUCUUUCAGAGGUAUUCACUCUCCAAUUUAUUUGCCAUGGCUCAAUGCUAGGGAAUCAUCUGCACUCUUAGGCAGAGAAGGCCAAAGUUACAAUUCCCCUGAUCCUAUAGCAGUAGUCCGCCAGCUUUGGAUCUCCAGGUGUUUUGGACUUCAGCUCCCACAAUUCCUAACAGCUGGUAAACUGGGAGUUGAAGUUCCAAACAACAGGAAGAGCAAAGGUAGGAAACCAGUGUCCUAUAACAUGGAGCCCUGGCGGUUACCAAACCGAACUAAUCCUACACUAUAGAUGUCCCCCUCCUCUCCUGCUUCUCUAGCUCCGCCCUCUACUAUCUUACAUCUAUUUACAUAGGAGUAAUGACCGUUUAAGUCUAUGGGACUUCCUUCAGAGUAGAUCUACCUUCAUAGAAUAUCAAUCUUCAGCAAAUAUUUGGUCCCUUGGCAGAAUGACAUGAAUGCCAAUCCACUCCUCACUCAUUCCUCAUCCAGUCACCAGUGCAGAAUUUCCUAUUUAAUUUUGUUUAUUUUUGUAAACGUUUUUUAUAGGUGCCUUUGCAGAUGACCUCAUUUUGAUGUUGGGCUGGGGGGGAAAAAGAGAGAAAUAAUUUUUAUAUGUAGAUAUUUAAAAUGACAAAAAAAGAACAUAAGCUGUGUUUAAAUUAUGUUUUUUUAUGUUUGGAGGACUUUUCUUCACUGGGGAAAAAUAUGUUUGUAAUAAAGCUGUUUUGUGCCGA